AUGAAGAGAGAAGACAUUACCUACCUGGGUGCUGGCCCUGCCAGUCUCCCCACCGAUGUUCUCGCCACAGCUGCCCAGGCGCUGCAGAACUACCAAGACACUGGACUUGGUGUCGCAGAACACAGCCAUCGCAGCGAAAUCGCGACAAAUAUCCUGAAUGGUGCCAAGGCUGAUCUUGCCAACUUCCUGGAUAUCCCCGACACCUACGAGAUCCUCUUCCUGCAAGGUGGUGGAUCCGGCCAAUUCGAUGCGACCGUUUACAACCUCGUCUCGAUCUGGGCUGAGAAGCAGAGACAGCAGGUCAUCAAGGAGAAGGCCGGUAUUAGCGAGGAGGAAGUCAUUAGCGAGCUGCGCAAGAAGGUCGAGUCGGAACUGAAGCUGGACUACCUGGUCACUGGAUCAUGGUCGCUGAAGGCCAGCCAGGAAGCCGUUCGCCUUCUUGGCUCUGAGUAUGUCAACAUCGUCAGCGACUCCAGGACCGUCAACGACGGCAAGUUCGGAAAGAUCGCAGACGAGUCGACCUGGAAGCUGAGCCCCAAGGCUGCCUUGGUCUACAAGUGCGAGAACGAGACUGUUGAUGGCGUCGAAUUCCCCAGCUUCCCCAAGGUUCUGGAGCCCAAGGGUACCGACGAGGACCCUAUUGUCGUUGGAGACUUCUCUUCCACUAUCCUGUCUAGACGUAUUCCUGUCCAGAACUACUCGAUCAUCUUCUUUGGAGCUCAGAAGAACUUGGGUGUUGCUGGAAUCACGGGAGUGAUCAUCAAGAAGGACCUCUUGCCCCCUGUUUCUUCCCCUUGCUCUCCUGCCAUCCUGCGCAAGCUCGGCUUGCCGAUUGCGCCCACCAUCCUCGACUACUCUGUUGCCGCUAAGAACAACAGCUUGUACAACACUCUCCCCAUCUUCGAUGUCUACAUUGCAGGCCAGGUUCUGAAGAAGCUGAUUGCCGAAUUCCCCGACAAGGUGGAUGGACAACAGGCUGUGGCCGACAGAAAGGCUAAGCUCAUCUAUGAGACGCUUGACGCCUACCCCGAGGUAUACAAGGUCGUCCCCGCUAAGGAGGUGCGUUCAAGAAUGAACGCCUGCUUCCGUGUGAUCAAGGGCGGCAACGUCGACGAUGCCGAAAAGGCCUUCCUGAAGGGUGCUGUCGAGCGUGGCAUCACUGGCCUGAAGGGCCACAGAAGCGUCGGAGGUAUCCGUGCGUCGAACUACAAUGCCAUUCCCGAGUCGGGCAUUGAGAAGCUUGCCGCGUACUUGAAAGAGUAUGCUACGGCAUAA
Molecule: messenger RNA, 1275 nt
Organism: Aspergillus tubingensis
Lineage: Eukaryota; Fungi; Ascomycota; Eurotiomycetes; Eurotiales; Aspergillaceae
Product: O-phospho-L-serine:2-oxoglutarate transaminase
Exons: 10
Coding region: 1-1275 (424 amino acids)
Biological process (GO): L-serine biosynthetic process
Cellular component (GO): cytoplasm
Molecular function (GO): O-phospho-L-serine:2-oxoglutarate transaminase activity; pyridoxal phosphate binding
Source: RefSeq, a predicted model, not a curated record